UUAAGGCCUCUCAAGAGUCUCCUCCAAAUAGAAAACAAAAACAAUUACACAACAACACUCUCUUCCUAUCCCUACAAAAUGCCCUUCUCUUCUUCUUCUUUCCUCCACCACCAUUUCUUUCUUCUCUCACAACCAUCACCACUUCUUCAUAUUCCCAUUUCUUGGGCUUAGUUUUCUUUUACAGAACUUACCAUGUCUUCACUUCCUUCUGUUAGACUUCUUUCACCACCCUUAUCAUCACACUCCACAAGACCAACAAGAAGCACAAGAAUCUUUGCUGCUGGUCCUACAGUGGUGCAGCCUGUGGAGGUGCAAGUAGAUGCAGAAAGAUUGGAGCCUAGAGUUGAGGAGAAAGAUGGGUACUUUGUUCUGAAGGAGAAGUUCAGACAAGGUAUUAAUCCUCAAGAAAAGGUGAAGAUUGAGAAAGAACCAAUGAAGCUCUUCAUGGAAAAUGGUAUUGAAGAGCUUGCUAAAUUAUCUAUGGAAGAGAUUGAUCAAAAUAAACUUACUAAGGAUGAUAUUGAUGUUAGACUUAAGUGGCUUGGUCUCUUUCACAGAAGGAAGCAGCAGUAUGGCCGAUUUAUGAUGAGACUGAAGCUACCAAAUGGAGUAACAACGAGUGAGCAAACACGAUAUUUGGCCAGUGUGAUUAGGAAAUAUGGGAAGGAUGGGUGUGCAGAUGUUACAACAAGGCAAAACUGGCAAAUACGCGGUGUGGUGCUGUCUGAUGUGCCAGAUAUACUUAAAGGUCUUGCUGAAGUUGGCUUGACAAGCUUGCAGAGUGGCAUGGACAAUGUGAGAAACCCAGUAGGAAAUCCUCUUGCAGGAAUUGAUCCAGAGGAGAUUGUCGAUACACGACCUUAUACCAACUUGUUAACCCAGUUCCUCACGAGCAAUUCACAGGGAAAUCCUGCUGUUUCUAAUUUGCCAAGGAAAUGGAAUGUAUGUGUAAUAGGUUCUCAUGAUCUUUAUGAACAUCCUCACAUCAAUGAUCUUGCUUAUAUGCCAGCCACUAAGGAUGGACGUUUUGGAUUCAAUUUGCUGGUUGGUGGGUUCUUUAGUGCCAAACGAUGUGCUGAGGCUAUCCCUCUUGAUGCUUGGGUCUCGGCAGAUGAUGUUAUACCAGUGUGCAAAGCAGUACUAGAGGCGUACCGAGAUCUUGGUUUCAGAGGAAACAGGCAGAAAACUAGAAUGAUGUGGUUGAUUGAUGAAAUUGGACUUGAAGGAUUCAGGUCAGAGGUAGAGAGAAGAAUGCCACAACAAAAACUAGAGAGAGCAUCAUCUGAAGAUCUGGUUCAGAAGCAAUGGGAAAGAAGAGACUAUUUUGGUGUUCAUCCUCAAAGCCAAGAAGGUUUUAGCUAUGUUGGAAUCCACAUUCCUGUUGGGCGUGUGCAAGCAGACGACAUGGACGAACUAGCACGUUUAGCUGAUACAUAUGGCUCUGGGGAACUCAGGCUCACUGUCGAGCAGAACAUCAUAAUUCCCAACAUUGAGAACUCAAAGAUUGAGGCCUUACUUCAAGAGCCUCUACUGAAGCACAAGUUCUCACCAGAGCCACCUAUUCUUAUGAAAGGGUUGGUGGCAUGUACCGGUAACGAAUUUUGCGGGCAAGCUAUAAUUGAGACAAAAGCUAGAGCCAUGAAAGUGACUGAGGAGGUGCAAAGGCUAGUGUCGGUGACUCAACCUGUGAGAAUGCACUGGACAGGUUGUCCUAAUACCUGUGGUCAGGUGCAAGUAGCUGAUAUUGGGUUCAUGGGUUGCAUGACAAGAGAUGAAAAUGGUAAGGUGUGUGAAGGUGUGGAUGUGUUCUUAGGAGGGAGAAUUGGAAGCGACUCUCAUUUAGGAGAUGUUUAUAAGAAAAGUGUUCCUUGCAAGAACUUAGUGCCUUUAGUUGUGGACAUUUUGGUUAAUAACUUUGGAGCUGUCCCCAGAGAAAGGGAAGAGUUGGAGGAUUAGGAUAAAGAUUCAAUCUUUCAUUCUUUCUUCUUCUUCUUCUUCUUCUUCAUUCUUUUUGUUUGCUUAUUGGAAGGAUCUAAUGCAAGCAAUUGGAGGAAGAAUAAGGUUGUUCUGAAAUGAACAUUUGUAGGAUAUGUAAACUGAAUAUUAUGGCUGCAAAGGGAGAAAGGGUAAUGGGUUCUGCAUCCGAGUGCACUUAGCUUCUGACAACUUGGGUUUUAUUAGUUGGUUUCGUGCAAUUUGGUAUGUAGAAAACUAAGAAUUACACUUUAUCAUGUAAAAUGGGCCAAUCAAACUCAUUAAUUUUUAUGCCAAAUAAUGGAAAAGUACAAAGAUGUUUGUAUGCUUCCUUUUUUUUUUUUCCUUUUAUGUUCAUGUCUUAAUCUAGCAGGAUUGAGGCAUUGGCCUAAUACUUGAGUGAUGAUAUGAUCGUGACAGGGCAAUUUAUAUUAAAAACUACUUGUUCA
Molecule: messenger RNA, 2423 nt
Organism: Ricinus communis (castor bean)
Lineage: Eukaryota; Viridiplantae; Streptophyta; Magnoliopsida; Malpighiales; Euphorbiaceae
Product: ferredoxin--nitrite reductase, chloroplastic
Exons: 4
Coding region: 193-1956 (587 amino acids)
Molecular function (GO): iron-sulfur cluster binding; heme binding; oxidoreductase activity
Source: RefSeq, a predicted model, not a curated record